GACGGUUCCUAUUCCCUGGAAUCUUCCUUUCACUUUCCUCUCUACAGCAACCCACUCCUUUCUUUAUAUAACCCUUUCCCCUUCUCUCUUGAUCUCAUCAAAUCCUAACUCACCAAUCCAUCUUUCAUUCUCAGGUUUUCUUGAUACCCGAUUCUCGAUUUUCAUUCCUUGAUCAAAGCCACAAAAGAAAAAGAACCCGUUUCUUGAUUUUAUAUUAUCGAUCAAAGCAAAUAAACAUGGAGUGCAGGAACUUGGAGAUAACGCUUAUAUCAGCCAAAGACAUUAAAGAUGUCAACAUGUUCUCCAAGAUGGAUGUUUAUGCAGAGGUUUCAAUCAAAGGGGAUCACUUUAAUUCGAAGCAGAAGCAGAAAACUCCUGUCGAUAAAGACUGCGGAACCAAUCCCACAUGGAAUCAUUCGAUGAAAUUCAACAUUCAUGAGGCUUCUGCACAGGAAAACCGCCUUACUGUCCAAAUCAAGCUAAUAUCUGAUCGUAGUUUCGGCGAUAAAGAGAUCGGCGAAGUCCAUGUGCCCAUUAAAGAAUUGAUAGAUCACAAAGCUGGAGAUGCAAAUGUCAGCUAUGGUGUCAGGACACCGAGUGGGAAAGCCAAAGGUAGUCUCAACUUUUCUUUUAAAUUCGGUGAAAAAUUCGAAGCUCCUUUGCCUACGGAGAAGGCUAAAAACGUGCACGAGCCUGUUGUGGCUUAUCCAGCGCCGGCUGGCUAUCCUGGUGCGGGUGCUAGCUCUGCUUAUCCACCUCCAGGUGCAUAUCCUCCGCCGCCUCCUAAUAUGGGUUACGGUGCUUAUUCUUAUCCGCCUCCAGGUGGAUAUCCACCACCGCCACCACAAUACGGCGGUGGAUAUAAUUACCCACCUGCCCCCGGGUACGGUGGAUAUCCUGCAAUGAUGCAGCAGCCCCAAAAGCCAAAGAAGAAUGGCGGUGGAAAGAUGGCGUUGGGAUUGGGAGCUGGGUUGCUUGGCGGGUUGUUAGUUGGAGAUAUGAUAUCUGAUGUCGGUGACAUGGCUGCCUAUGAUGCUGGUUACGAUGCAGGCUUUGACGAUGGAUUUGAUUUUUAAGUUUUUUGUUUUCUGUUUUUAGUAUAUCUAUAAGUUUUUUUUUUUUUUCUUUUUACGAAGAAGAUGCAGAAAGGUUUACAAAUGAUCAUGUAUAUGAUGAUGAAGGUGGUUUUAAAGUAUAAUUUUCUGUUUCUUUAUGUUUAAA
Molecule: messenger RNA, 1221 nt
Organism: Ricinus communis (castor bean)
Lineage: Eukaryota; Viridiplantae; Streptophyta; Magnoliopsida; Malpighiales; Euphorbiaceae
Product: protein SRC2
Exons: 1
Coding region: 237-1076 (279 amino acids)
Biological process (GO): defense response
Source: RefSeq, a predicted model, not a curated record